This is a messenger RNA of Metarhizium album ARSEF 1941, 1080 nucleotides long. RefSeq names its product syntaxin. Gene Ontology annotation, cellular component: endoplasmic reticulum; SNARE complex. Bases 1 to 1080 code for a protein of 359 amino acids. The transcript has 3 exons. The record is from RefSeq and is a predicted model, not a curated record. Gene Ontology annotation, biological process: retrograde vesicle-mediated transport, Golgi to endoplasmic reticulum. NCBI's taxonomy places the organism in Eukaryota, Fungi, Ascomycota, Sordariomycetes, Hypocreales, Clavicipitaceae.
AUGGCUCUCUCGACGGCCUUUCAUCUCCCGUCCAGAGACCUAGCCAACGACUUCAACAAUCUACUGCGGACGCACCACGCCGCGCCUACAUCGGGCAAAGCUGCUCUGGAUGUUGACGUCCUCGAAGGCUUCGUCAGGGAGGCGUAUCGCAUAAACUCGCACAUCGCGAGCUUGCACAAGGAACUCAAGGAUGUCCGUCGGGCAUACCUUUCGACAGCUCAGCCCCGGAGGGCGCCAGGCCGCGCGGGUCAUGGCCCGCCGCAGGUUUUGACAGAUGGCGAGCGGGAAGACGUCGACGUCAAUGCGAAGCAAAUGAUCAGAGAACUCAACGCCAGCAUACGCGGCCUGGAAGAAGCCGAGCAGCUGCGGCGAGAGACGGAAUCAGCCCUCAUUCGGAAAAAGUACGCGAGCGCCUUGAGUGCCCUGGGUUCCUGGGCGUCGGGUGGCAGCAUCACAAGCAGGUCGCCAGAGCACGACGCGGCGGAGGCGCAUGCUCAGCAAACAGAUAUGCACCGCGAUGGCAUAUUGUGGUUCCUGCGACAGAGGUUGGAGCUGUGCUGUCGCACGCAGCAAGACAUGAUGGAGACGAGGUUGAGGAGAGAAGUGGAAAAGUCGCGCGGCAUGCUGGCUCCUCCGGCUGGUGAUUUCACGCCCUUUCCGCCAGUGUCAAAAGACGCAUUCAUGGCAGCCGCCGUCUCCGAAGACGCAGCCCUGACGGGCGACGCGCCGAGCAAGGCGUCUACAUUCAGUCAAGGCUUGACCGAGCAGCAGUUGCAGAUGUUUGAGGAGGGCAACCAGGACAUGAUGCAGCAUUACGAAAGCACGUUGGACAAGGUCAGAACUGCCGAAAAGUCGCUGGUGGAAAUUUCCGAACUCCAAUCGCUCCUCGUCAACAACCUAGAGAUGCAAUCCGAGCACAUUGAGCAGCUUGUGACCAACUCCUUAUCAACCGCAGAUAACAUUGGCGGAGGCAACAAGCAGCUGGAGAAGGCUACGAAACGGCCGAGCACUGCGCGCUACACCUUUUUCGCGGCCAGCGGGUUGUGUGCCUUUUUGGUGUUGUGGGAUUUAAUCAUAUAA